AUGGUUAUGGCAACGGCUGUCCUCGACACUUACAACCACAAUGUUAAUCACCCUCAUAUCGCAUUAAAGAGACCCAUUUUCCGGGAAUCUAUUGAGCAAUAUGACGUGAUUACCCCAAAGCAACUCAUCGGCCAGGCUCUCCACCAGCGCGUGGAGGCCAUUGACCAUGAGAUGUGUGAGCCUGGCGACGAAGAUACAUUCUUCGUUGCCGACCUCGGCGAGGUCUACCGCCAGCAUCUCCGCUGGAAGAAGAAUCUCCCUCGAGUCCGGCCCUUCUAUGCUGUCAAGUGCAACCCCGAUCCUCAGAUCAUCAAGCUUCUAUCUGAGCUCGGCACCGGCUUCGAUUGCGCCUCCAAGACCGAGAUUGAGCAGGUUCUGGCUUCAGGCCUCAGCCCCGACCGCAUCAUCUACGCCCAACCCUGCAAGACUAACUCGUACGUCCGAUACGUCAAGUCUGUGGGCGUCAAGCAGAUGACUUUCGACAAUGCCGACGAGCUCUACAAGAUCGCCAAGCUCUACCCAGGAGCCGAGCUCUUCCUCCGCAUCAUGACCGACGACAGCGAGUCCCUGUGCCGCUUCAGCAUGAAGUUUGGUGCUGCCAUGGACACCACCGAGGGUCUCCUCGCCCUGGCCAAGGACCUUGGUCUCAACGUUGUUGGCGUCAGCUUCCACGUUGGCUCUGGUGCCUCCGACCCUCUCGCCUUCUACAAGGCCGUUCGCGACGCCCACGCCGUUUUCCAACAGGCACGCGACUUUGGGUUCGCCAUGCACACCCUUGACGUUGGUGGUGGCUUCUGUGGCGAAACCUUUGAAGCCAUGGCCAACGUCCUCCGUGGCGCUCUCGAUGAAUUCUUCCCGCCUCACAGCGGCGUCGAGAUCAUCGCCGAGCCUGGUCGCUACUAUGUUGCUACGGCCUUCACCAUCGCCUGCAACAUCAUCGCUCGCCGCACCGUUGAGGACCCUACUCUCGAUGGAAAGGGUUACAUGCUCUACGUCAACGACGGUGUCUAUGGAAACUUCUCCAACAUCAUGUUUGACCACCAGCAGCCUACUGCCAAGAUCCUCCGUGCUUCUGGCAAGACCCUCUUCGAGACUGCCGUCGCCGCACCCACUCCUGUGGGCGAGGGCUUCGAGUACUCCAUCUGGGGUCCUACCUGCGACGGUAUCGACCGCAUCACUGAUAGCACUCGUUUCGACCCCAUUCUUGAUGUUGGUGAUUGGCUUUACUUUGAGGAUAUGGGCGCAUACACCAAGUGCUCUGCCACUCAGUUCAACGGCUUCUCCAACGCUCACGAUGUCAUUUACGUCUGCAGCGAGCCCGGUGCCAAGGCCCUUCUCGGACUGUGA
Messenger RNA from Fusarium venenatum, 1347 nucleotides. RefSeq names its product pyridoxal-dependent decarboxylase. The record is from RefSeq and is a predicted model, not a curated record. Gene Ontology annotation, cellular component: cytoplasm. NCBI's taxonomy places the organism in Eukaryota, Fungi, Ascomycota, Sordariomycetes, Hypocreales, Nectriaceae. Gene Ontology annotation, molecular function: ornithine decarboxylase activity.